Wyeomyia smithii (pitcher-plant mosquito) is the source of this 5184-nucleotide messenger RNA. Its product is annotated as DNA fragmentation factor subunit alpha-like. The record is from RefSeq and is a predicted model, not a curated record. The transcript is spliced from 4 exons. The coding region runs from base 299 to 1216 and encodes 305 amino acids. Gene Ontology annotation, biological process: apoptotic process; regulation of apoptotic process. NCBI's taxonomy places the organism in Eukaryota, Metazoa, Arthropoda, Insecta, Diptera, Culicidae.
AACAUUUUUAUUGCCCAUCUCGCAAGGGUCCCGUUCGGUCGUGUCAAACUUUUGGUGGUGAAGUGCGAAAAUCGUCGGCUGGCUUACCAACAGCAUAUAAAGGGAGUAUAAUUUGGGUAAUCGUUGCCCUGCUUAGAUCAUUCCGGUGAGUGCAUUGAAAGUGAAAAGGUGUGCAGAAAUUUUCCCAGUUAGCGACAGUAAAGUGCAACAACAACUCAGAAAAGCUGCUUUUAAGUGUUUUAUUGCGUUCUUUUCGAGUGUAAGGAGAUUGUGAACCAAAACAACUCAUCGCACUAAAAUGGAGGAGGAUAACAAAAAGCCGUACAAGAUUAAAGACAUCACCCGGGCCAUCAAGAAGGCGGUCGUCGCCGGAACGCUGGACGAGGUCAGGGCCAAAUCGGCGGAAAAGUUUGGACGCACCGAUCUGCCUAAUAUUCAUCUCGACUCCGACGGGACCGAGGUGGACGACGAGGAUUACUUCCAAACGCUGGAACCGAACGCAGAAUUGAUAGCAGUCUUCCCCGGCGAGCAGUGGAUUGAUCCAACUCAUUACGUCACCAUAACGACCCACAAGGAAUCGGGCGACAUCACCGACAGCCCCGAGGUGGAACGGAUACAUCUGAAGAAGCUGGUGGCCCAAAUGAAGUCGAACCUGUGCAACGUGUCGGUGCUGAGUGAGCCGGACCUGGAGCUGCUGUCCAACAUGGACCCCAACUCGGUGGCGGACAUCACCGGGCGGGACUUCAUCGAGCAGCUCAAGGAAGCAUCAGGCAGAAUCCUGCAUGAAAAGCGACAGGCACUUGACGCAAUUGAGCUGCUAAAGCUGAUCGCCAAGCAGAAGGCCUCAAUCCCGAGUGUCGUGCAUAACAUUCCCGGCGGCGAUAACGACGAUGACGAUGAUAAUGUUAAUGAAAUUGACUGUGACAGUAAUGAUUGCGUGGAGGGCGGCAGCUUAGGUGGGGGCGCACUGCGUCUCCAUCCGGCAGCACAAGACGAACUGGACAGUGUCAAUCGGGGCGGAGUCAGCAACAGCAGCAGCAGCAACGUGAAUCAAAUUAUACUUGAGUUGGAUCCCAGGACGUUAGCCACAUUCCAGCAGCAACAACAGGUUCAACAAAAUAAAAUAAACGCAUCCAGUAAUGCAAUGGUAGCCGUCGAUUGUAGCGGCGAUCCCGCCACGGACAUUCCCAGUCGAGGUGAUACGUCAAAUAUUUGAUAUAUGGUUUAUCAGAUCAAUUUAUGUCAUAAAUAGGCAUUUUUUGAAUAUUUCAGAACACUUUGUAGGGUCGCCCAGUGUUCAAUCGAUGUAAAUUCAAAGCAGAGAAAUAAUUCAAAUAUUAUUCCCAUCGAUUUCCCACUGAGCGACACGAAACUAAUUAUGUUUUAUAGAUGCCAGCAAGCUACGAGAUCAAUAUCAAUUGCAUGCAUUUUUUCGAGAAACGUUAGAAGCUAGAUUCUUUCAUUUGCCAGACAUUUGUUGUACAUACCAUUGUUGAUGGCUGGAACGUGUGAUACAACAAACUGAAAUGUACGAUCAUUGUUUGAUAUUUUAUGACGUUAACGAGAAUCAAAAAUUUUAUUGUUAGUUCGAACAGUUUGCAAAUGAACACAGCACAGAGAAUGUAACGAAACUGUAAAAUAAUCUCUGCCCAUACGGAAUGCCUUAAUUUAGUUGAGUAACGAUACCAAAAAGAAAAUAAAAUACACAAACGGUUAAGUAACAUUCACACACAAAUCCUAAGAAGCAGCCUUUGCAGAGCUUGGCAAUACAACAGCAAAAUCGUUAAGUGAACUAUCCGCAACUAUGUCACCGAGAGUUAUUAAAGCCUCGUUUCCAUCGCCACAGAACCACAUUCUCAUCCCGAAUGAUGAGCUCAUUAGUUUGUCCAAACAGCCUUGGGGAUGCAGAGCACGGGCACAGUCUGCCCUUCCUUUCAUGAAUCAUUUACCGGCACUUUUUGCGCUUGAUCUGCCUGCUAGGUAAGUGACCUGCCAUCCGGUGAAUCCAUUAAACUGUGCUGCCAAGCCAUCAUAUUCGGACAUGUUUUACGAGCCACUCGACACUUUUGACGUUUUAUUUACCUUUUACCUCAUGCUCUCAGCCCGUUGGGAUGGAUGAGAAGACCGUCAGGACAAAAACUGCCAUCUCCGUUCCCUACACAUAGUAUUGACCUUCUACAAUUACAAUAUUUAUUCGCCCAUUUCCUGUGCACGUCGCAAAAUGCCACCCCACCCGCCGAACACCGUGGGUGGAAGGAAGCCAAAACGAAGACCAAGUUUGCGCUUCGAUGUAGACGCAUGGUGAUUGGUUGUUGGUGUGCAAACAAAAUUCAAACUUUGACUCCAUCAUGAUUAGUGGGUGGAAGAACAGCGUCACUUUAAUUUCAACAUCCAACAUUUAUGAUAUCUUUAUCGACGUCAUCAAUUUUAUUCCAAUGUCCCGGGGCUUUUCAGUUCUCAUUACUGAACUGAUGUAAAGACAGGCACGUUUUCUAGCUCUCGAGCCUGUGGCUCCAUAAAUAGACACGGUAUAUUUCGUUACCAGAGAAUGGGGACCGUUACUGCAACAUUUGGUAUCCUUUUUACAGCAACGGUAGCAAUCUUAACGGUCUUUCUGCUCCGUUCUCUGCAGUGCCAGCUCGAAUGAUGUUGCUAGUCAGUCUCACUUCAUACCUAUUAACCGGUGUAAUAUAGAUAUGGAUGCCCAAUUCGUUUGCAAAAUAUUUUUUCGGUUAUUAUCUACAACAACUGGCAUUGAAAGAAGAAUUUAGAGUUUAACUUAGAACAUAAACCGGCUCGUCCAUACCGGUGUGCCGUCGCAUCGGACGGGUCUAACCAAAAACCCAAACAACUUUGCGAACAUCUCAACUAAGGCCCGGACUGUGGAUGUGCUUUUCGAUUUCCCAAGGGCAUGUUAAAAGUGAGAACAUACACAACUCGGCACACAGUGAGUGUUGACCACCGGUCCGGGGGAAAAACCACCGCUAGACGAGGGUUGAAUAGCGCCAAAUGUACCCAUGAAUGCAGAUCUAAACUGGACUUUAAACGGUUCAUUGACUCAGUACAUUUUCAGUAUGUAGAAAAAAGUUUCUCCAUACAUCUCAUUUAUACAUUUUUAUCAAUUAAUAAAUUGUUUCAUUUAUAACAAAAGGAAUGUGAACAUUGAAUUCAGUAAAUUCGUCGAUUGAAGGGUUUUGAAAUUAAAGUUGGUUGAAGGUCAUGUUUUUCUUGGUCCGUUGCUUGUCACGUAGUUCAUUAUAAAAAGAAAAACUUUACAUACAUUGCCACUGUAAAUGCGAGGGAGUUAGGAGUAAGUGGUGGAUAAACUUUUUUUACACACUGCACACUGGUGGGUAGAUGUGCAUCCGCUAACCACCGCAAACUUAUGCCAAUUAGAGGAAGAACGCAUUUCGAGCGGAGGAGGUCACCGAUUUGAAUUGCAAAUCAAUGCGAAAACGUUGGAAUGCAUUUGCGCAGAGAAAAAUAGCAUGGCGGGCUUCAUUUCCAUUCAAUCAGCGUCGUUCGGGUGGCAAGUGGACGCUGAAAUUCAACCUAGAUAUAAGGAGGGGAUGUGCAAAGCAUACUAGAUUCAGCGUGCAGAUAGGGUGCCUUGCGAAAAUCACGAAAGCCAAGCACUUUCCCUGAGCUGUUGCUCUCGGUUCCCGGAUGGAUGCUACCGAGAAUAAGCCGCUCUCAUGGCGAUGAAUAUUCAUUGCUUUUCACUUGACUGGGCCCAGAGUUUCCCACCAACGGCGUUCCUCAUGUGCUAGGAUAGUAAUGACGGAAAAAAGCGCCAGGUCGGAUCGACUUUGUGAACUACUUUCCUCCAUGAAGAAUAUUACACAUUUUUUUUUUCAAUUUUUAAUCAAUUUAAUUUGUUCUACAUGGCUUAGCUUGAAAACCAGUCCACUAGUUGCACAAGGUCUUCUAAUUUUGAUAUCAAUGUGCCUAAUUAUAAUUAUUCAAGUAGUGACAAAAUGAUUGAUGUUUUUAGUAAAGUUGCAUUUUUAGCAGUUCUUGAUGUUUUAAUCGAGCUGAAUCACUAAUAUUCGCUACAGAACCUGAUAUUAAAACUUGAAAGGUCUUAGUAGCAACUAGUAGCCUGGAUUCAGCAAAACCUGCUCAAGUACUUAAAACGAUAAAAAGGCAACGAACCGACAAAGGCUGCUUCCCGAAAAUUGACACUGUGUGACCACGAAAUUGAUGACAGUUUGUAUUCCGAAAUGAACACAAGUUUCCUAGUGUAGCGGCAUAAUAUAUUCCAAUUUUUGCAAACCUAAAAUGUAACACAUUUGGUAGCACACUUAAACAGUAAAAUGGUAGCCUUGUUUUCUCGAAUAUCCUCCACAGUUUUUAAACGCAAUUUUAAUCGAACAAAUAAGCCACAAAUCAAAUCUUUUCGGCGUUAUAUUAUGCACUAGAAGAAGCGCUUCAACGUAAAGCCUAUAAACAACAUCUUUGUAGCUCCCCCCCUCCACAGCGUACUCGUUAUGCGUAUAUGAAUACCGAUAAUGUUAAUCUGAACACUAGUACAUAGUAUUAUCUCACACAUACAUUAACACACAUAAAAAAAUGUUUAUCACACAUUUAUUAGUCAGGAGUUUUUAGCAUACGAAACACAACUUAACAACACACACAUUCAUACACCCCCCCAAAUUAAGACUUGAAUAAUCCAUUGUAACUGGUGCAACAUAACAUAAACCAAAUAGGAUAAUAAAUUUUUCACUUCUAAAAAGUGAGCGUGAACCUAAACGGCAUUAACUAAACGAAAGUAUAAAAAAACACUUCACGAAGACAGUAAAGGAACAUAAGGACUCCAUCAACAGUAGGCUACACGAAACUGUGAACGAAUAAACAAAAACGUGCUAAAUUUAGAACUCUUAAACACGAAAAAAGGGUUAUAUGGUCAGUAAUACAAAUAAAAAAAAAGAAAUAACACAAAUAAAACCAGUAGGGUAGCAAUCGAAUAAAAAGGAUCGUCAGCAUGGCUUGGUAGAACGAAACGGCCGUAUAAUUCCACGAAAAAAUAGGUUAACAAUUGAUUUUAAACAAAUCAGCGCACUGAUUCACUCCGCAAACACGUGGAGGUAUGUUUUUUGACUAGAAUUUAUAAUAUGUCAUUAAUGAUUGUCCCCCGAUUAUAGUGGAAUAUGAAUAAACCUGUAAACCAGUCGAUAAAUUGCA